AUGGCCGCCGAGAGAUGCCGCAAUUCUGAUUCUGAUCGUCCGCUGGGUAGGAAGCGACGACGAAUCAUCAGUUCAGAUGCAAGGAUCAACAACCUCGGGGACGAUCUUCUCGUAGAGAUUCUGUUUCGCCUCCAUCCUAGAAUCGCCUGCCGCUGCAAGCUCGUCUGCCAGCUGUGGAGGUCCGUCAUCUCCGCCGCCUCCUUCAAUCGCCUUUUGGUUUCUCGCCUCCAGACCAUGAGUCCGAACGACCUCAAAUUGAUGGUCCUCAGCUUCAUCCCACCCAUGCCCAAUGGAGUUGAAGACCGAGACGCUCUCAAAGUCUUGGAUUGCGACAGGGACUUGGUUCUAUGCGGGUUUUGGGAUACAGAGAACAUGGACAAGAAGCACGGCAGGGCAUACUUGGUCUGCAAUCCGUUCACCAAGCAGUGGAAUGCUCUUCCGUUGGCGCCCAGGAAGUUAGCGGCCUAUCACUCCUCGGUUUCAAGGUUAGUUUGUGAACCUUCUGGAUAUCGGUUCCGGGUGGUGUGUAUGUAUGUUGUUCGGGCCUUUCCAUCGUCAAGUAUAAGAUUAGACUUGUUCUGUUCGGAGUCUGGAAAUUGGACCAAGGAUGCUCUUGUCCGUGACAGUCAUAGCAGAUUGUCUACAAAAAGUCUAGUUUCGUGCAAUGGGGAGUUGUUUUGGACGUAUUUUGAACCUCGUCCCAUGGAUGUUCAUCAAUCCCUGGCUGUGUUCAAUCCUUUCCGCCUUGAUUUGCCACCCACUUCCAUUGAUGUUUCUGCAUUCCUUGCAAAGCCUCAGUGGACUAGUACCGUCUGUCAAGAUGCCUUGCACUUGGUUGUACAAGAAAAUAAAUGUGUUCCUGUUCGUUUGAGCGUCUGGAGGCUGGGAAAAGACCGUAAAUCGUGGAGAAAACAAUGCGAGGGGCUGGUGAAGCUGAAGACAAAGUGUGGUAACUAUGAAGUUCGGGGCUUUUAUCAACCUUUUCUGCAUCCACAGAAGCCAGAAAUCGUCUUCUUCAAUUGGCUUGACAGCUAUAAAUUUGGCAAUGUUGUAUUGUGCUGUGAUUUGAGAAGGGGAGAGCUAGAGCUCUUCACUAAACUAGAAGAGAGACCGGAAGCCUCUCACUUUAUGUUGUUCAAUCCGAGGGCUUCUAGCUGGUUUACUCCAAUUCCAGAUUUCGACGAGGCACGAGGCAAGCAAAAGAGCGGUGAUCAGCCAACUUCCUCCUUCAAUAACGAGCAGUGCAGCAUUCGGCAUGGUGUUCCAAGUUCCAACCAAGAGUCUCUUCUUGCUGACUGA
Linum tenue is the source of this 1299-nucleotide messenger RNA. The record is from the annotation of a GenBank genome assembly. NCBI's taxonomy places the organism in Eukaryota, Viridiplantae, Streptophyta, Magnoliopsida, Malpighiales, Linaceae.